Molecule: messenger RNA, 3737 nt
Organism: Toxotes jaculatrix (banded archerfish)
Lineage: Eukaryota; Metazoa; Chordata; Actinopteri; Toxotidae
Product: caspase recruitment domain-containing protein 11
Exons: 24
Coding region: 261-3365 (1034 amino acids)
Biological process (GO): regulation of apoptotic process
Molecular function (GO): protein binding
Source: RefSeq, a predicted model, not a curated record
GAUAUGUGGGUAUUUGAUUGUGCUCCUUGGUUCUUGGCUUCCGAUUGGCUGCACGGGAGCUGAGUGAGCCCAGGUGUGCGUAAAAGUAGGACCUGUGCGCUCCGCGGGAUCUCAGUCAGGUGGCGCCCACGCACACUCUGACUUCACUCCACAGUUUCGCUCGUGACUCUUCUUUGGACUCGGGUGGGAUGUGGAAGACGUGAUUACACUGUCAUUUUACUUUAUCUCGUCCUCAAAGCAGAUUCACGCAGGCUGAAGACAUGAGUGGUGUCACAGUUUGGGCAGAGGAUGGGGACAUUUCCCCAGAGGAGACUCAGGCUUCUCCUGCCUGGACAGAGGAGCGUUGUGAGGAGCUGUGGGAUCGCGUGGAAGGAGUGCGACACAAGCUCACGCGCAUCCUGAACCCGGCUAAACUCACACCGUAUCUGCGGCAGUGCAAAGUCAUCGACGAACAGGAUGAAGAUGAGGUGCUCAACUCCACGCAAUACCCCCUGCGCAUCAGCAAGGCUGGACGUUUGCUGGACAUUCUGCAUGGUCAGGGCCAGCGAGGUCUUCAGGCCUUCAUGGAAUCGCUAGAGUUUUACCACCCGGAGCAGUACACACAGCUGACUGGACAGCAGCCCACACAGCGAUGCUCCCUCAUACUCGAUGAGGAAGGUCCAGAGGGUUUGACCCAGUUUCUGCUUCUGGAAGUGCGUAAACUGAGGGAGCAGCUUCGAAAUAGCCGCCUGUGCGAGCGGCGCCUGUCUCAGCGCUGCCGGAUGGCUGAGGAGGAUCGCAGCCGUGCUGAGCGUAAAGCGCAGGAGUUACGUCACGACAGACUGCAGCUUGAGAGGCUGCGUCAGGACUGGGAGUCGGCCAGCCGAGAGCUGGGAAAGCUGAAGGACAGACACCUGGAGCAGGCUGUAAAGUACUCCAGGGCCUUGGAGGAGCAAAGCAAAGCCUCCGCCCGAGAGAGGGAACUACUGAGGCAGGUAGAGGAGCUAAAGUCCAGGUUGACAGAGGCAGAGCAACAAACAGUUGGUGCUGCAGAGAAUACUACGCCAGCCAAAAGAAACAGUUUGCUCUCUAAUGGAAUAAAUGGCUCUCCGCCUUCUUCACCAGAGACGCCACUGCAACAUACUGAGGUUCAGAAAGCUGAGAGUACAGAAACUCAGAUGAGGGACUCAGUUCCUGCCACUGGAGUCAUAGCUCUAAUGGAUAUCCUGCAACAGGACCGCAGAGAGGCCUCAGAGCAGAGGCAGGAGCUCUGCGAUAUCAUCACCAAACUACAGGGAGAGCUGCAGAGCACUGAGGAGCACAGGGACAAGCUGGAGUUGCAGUGUGAGCAGCUACAGCUGAGGGUGAGGACUCUCCAGCUGGACUGGGAGACUGAGCAGAAGAGGAGUGUGUCCUAUUUCAACCAGAUCAUGGAAAUGGAAAAGGAGAGAGACCAGGCUCUGCGGAGUCGAGACAGCCUGCAGCUGGAGUACACCGACUGUCUGCUGGAUAAGAACCGUCUGCGUAAACGCAUUGCAGAGCUGCAGGCCAACCUGGAGCAGCUGCAGAGGGAGCUGGAGAGAGAGAGGGCGAGGAGCCAGGAGCAAAUGGAGCAGAGCAGCCCCUGUCUGCACUGUUCCCACCUGUCUCUGUGCUGUGAGGAACAGUGCUACGGCCCCUGCUGUUCCCUCGGCCUGGACCUGAGCCCCCGGGCCAAUAGCAGCCACCAGCUUCUAAGAAAGAUACCAUCUAGAGGCCAAGCCAAUGAAAACUCUGGGGAUUCCUGUUUUAAUUCAGAGGAGAAUCUCUUGUCCUCUACAGAAGACAAUGAAAAAGAAAUAAAUCGGCUCUCCACAUUCCCCUUCCCUCCUUGUAUGAACUCCAUCAACCGACGAUUCAACACAGAGUUUGACCUGGACUCCUGGGGCAGCGAUGAGAAUGAUAACAUAACAGGUGAGCAGAGGGAACCUUCUAUGUGGGAUUCCUGGAACUCCCUACACUCACAUCUCUUCCCCCCUGACCUGGUCAACCUGUCUGCAGUCUCUUCACACGAACCCAAUCCAAGUGUUCCCAGGAUACCCCCCCGCUCCCCAUCUUCAAGUCCACCCAUCUCACCGAAGCACAGAAAAGCCAGUCUAGCUGAUGAUAUCACGAUAGUUGGAGGAAACCGAACGGGGAUCUUUGUGAGCCAUGUGAGAGCUGGUUCCCCAGCUGAACAGUGUGGACUGAAGGAGGGCAGUGAGCUGCUGGAGCUGGAGCGGGUUCUGUUUGGUGGGGGCAAUAUCCUGCUGGGUCAGUGCACUGCUGAGGUAGCCCACUUUUCUCUGCAGUGGUGGACAGAGCCUUUAACACUCAAACACCAGAGCAACCCAGAGGCAUACUCAAAGCUAUGCUCCGAGCUGUUGUCGCCUAAUUUUAUGGGGGCUGACUCUUUCUAUGUGCGUGUCAACCUCAAGAUGGAGCCUCAUGGUGACCCUCCGUCUCUGGGUGUGUCCUGUGAUGACAUUAUACAUGUCACCGACACAAGGUACAAUGGAAAAUACCACUGGCGCUGUUCCCUUGUGGACCCAUGCACAGCCAAGCCCCUGCAGGCAGGGACUAUGCCCAACUAUAACAGGGCACAACAGUUGUUACUUGUAAGGCUACGAAAAAUGGCCCUGGAGCAAAAGGACUUGAAGAAGAAGGUGUUCUCAAAGAAAGCACCUGGCCGUGUACGAUUGGUCAAGGCAGUGGACCCCAGCUGCCGUGGGAUUGGUUCUGCACAGCAGGUCCUUUACACACUCAGCAAACGCCACGAGGAGCACUUGAUCCCUUACAGUUUAGUGCAGCCGGUGCAGGUUCAGACUAAGCGGCCGGUCAUCUUCUCCCCCUCUCUUCUCUCCCGUGGUCUCAUAGAGAGGCUGCUGCAACCAGCAGAGUCUGGUUUGAACUUCAACACCUGCCCACCAGAGCCAAUCCAGGCUUCAGAGAGACAAGACAAGAGCGUGUUCUUGUUGGAUUCCUGCAGUCCAGAGCAGGCUCUGGGCAUACGGUUACAGUCAAUACAGGAUGUCAUUAGCCAGGACAAGCACUGUCUGCUGGAGUUGGGGCUGUCCAGUGUUGAGGGCUUAUUGAGACAGGGUAUUUACCCUAUUGUCAUCCAUAUCCGCCCUAAGAACAAAAAACACAAGAAGCUACGGAAGUUUUUUCCACGGUGUGGGGAGGACAGCGUAAUGGAGGAAGUGUGCCAGGCCGAGGAGUUGCAGCUGGAGACACUGCCCCUUCUCUUCUACACCCUGGAGCCCAGCACAUGGAGCUGCACUGAUGAGCUGCUGGCAGCUAUACGCAAUGCCAUCCACAGCCAGCAGAGGGCAGUGGCAUGGGUCGAACUGGACAGGCUGCAGUAGAAGAGAGAUAAAGAACGUGUACUGUAUAUUCAAAGUGAAAACUAGAUUCUCUAGAGUCUAUGAAUAAAGAAUCUGACAGUCAAGUCUCUAUACAGGAUUAACAUUUAGUGUUAGAUCAUGCUACUGUUCUGAGUGAGUGGACCAACAUCAUCUUUGGAUCUGCUUGCAAUCUCAAAGGAGGCCACAUUAGGCCUAUUUGCAUGCAUGCAAACAGAAAUUUCAUAAUUAUCUUCUAUAUAGCUAAGCUGGACUGGCUACAAUGGGAGAAUAGUGAAACAAACAACAAAACAGGAGGGUCACAAGGAGGGUACGUCAGUACAGAUCUACCUGUAAUUAGCAGGGGUUUUUUUCAUUAAAACAGCCUACUACGUG